This is a messenger RNA of Drosophila subpulchrella, 460 nucleotides long. It is a transcript of the gene l(3)neo43, whose product is annotated as cytochrome c oxidase assembly protein COX16 homolog, mitochondrial. The record is from RefSeq and is a predicted model, not a curated record. The transcript is spliced from 2 exons. Gene Ontology annotation, biological process: mitochondrial respiratory chain complex IV assembly. Bases 42 to 356 code for a protein of 104 amino acids. Lineage: Eukaryota; Metazoa; Arthropoda; Insecta; Diptera; Drosophilidae. Gene Ontology annotation, cellular component: mitochondrial inner membrane.
ACUUUUAACUAUUUUUAUUUCUAAUGUCAUAACAAACAACAAUGUCGAUCGUGGAUAAAUUAAACUAUUACAGCAAACGGAAAUCUUUCAAAUAUGGCAUACCCUUCCUCAUCAUGAUGGUGGCCGGCUCCUUCGGACUGCAGCAGUUCUCGAACCUCAGGUAUCAGUACGCCAAGAAGCAGCCGGUGACGCCGGAGGAGAUGAAGAAAUACGGCGUGAGCAUGAAGAACCGCCAGGAGGUGACCCUGGAGUCGGAGUACGACAAAGUCAAGUCCGUGGACAUAGAGAACUGGGAAAACAAGCGUGGUCCUCGUCCCUGGGAAGAAGAGAAUCAGCCCUCGACGGCGAAACACUAGACAUUAUGUUUUCUGAACAUAAUCCACCUGUUAAAAGCAGACUGUUUGUUGUAAAUAGCCAUAAUAAUACAAAUAUUGUUAAAAUAUAACAAAACAAAACAAUA